UCAGCCACCGCCCGGCACGCUGUAUUCGAUUAAUGCCACCCGCCGCACCGUGUGGCCUCCUUCUGUCCUUACCGUCCCUCUCCCUCUCCUCCUCCUCCCCCUUUCCCUAACCGCCACCAUGCACGCACGUUGCAGCAUCUGCCAGGACACUCUCGGCGACGCGAACACGCCCAUGACCACCCUCUGCGGCCACCUCUACUGCGCGGAGUGCGCCGCGUACCAGUUCGCGAACGGCGACGUCUGCGCGAUAUGCCGCACGGGCCCCUACGAGCUCGACGCGCUCAUCAGGCUCUUCCCCCACUACGAGCGCGAGCCGCCACAACCACCCUCGCCGCGCGCGGGCGGAUCGGGGGCGCAGAUGGAGGGCGGGAGGGCGGAGGCGAUGGUGGCGUUGCAUGCGUACUAUGAUGUUUUGGAGAGCGAGGACGUGCUGCGGUCUCCGGCACUGGAUUCUGCGCUGGAGAGGACGGACGACCUCGUAGCCGCCUUGGCAGACAUUGAGGCUCCGGAUCUACGGAACCUACUCGCAAAUGUCGUGGGGCUCCUUGGAGACAUCCGUGCAAAAAUCGCAGACGCAGCCCGCCUCUCGGAACUCGAAUCGCAACGCGACACGCUCCAGACAAUGGCGCGCCGCUUGACUGAGCGCCUCCGCGAACAUCAACGCGCACGCGAGACCGAGCGGGAGGCCGCCACCGAGGAGCUCACUCGACUCCGCGAAGAGUGGACGGCACGCAUCGCAGCGUUGCAGGAGGAGCUCCAGGGGACGACGGCGCAACUGAACACGGAACGCGCAAAGGUCGAGCAGGCCAAGGUCGUGAUGACGGAGCUCGACGCGGACGCGAAGAAGUGGCAGACGCAGGCGUCGCGGUACAAGAAGAAGCAUCAUAGCCUCAAGAAGAAACAUCAGGCCAUGGAGACUGGCAUCCAAGAUGCGUUUUUCGGGGGCGAUGACUCGCUCGAUCUCAUCUGAAGCGUGCAUCCUCACAAUCGUACUAUCAUUCUCGUCGUGCCUUACACUCUAACAUAUACCCACACUCCUUUAACAUUUGGCAGUUCUGCAUUAGUUGCCUAUUGAUACUUAUGGCUUUAGUGUUCGGAUAGAUGGAUAAUGACGUUCAAGACAUGGACGGAUGGGACCCAGGC
Rhodofomes roseus is the source of this 1143-nucleotide messenger RNA. RefSeq lists its product as uncharacterized. The record is from RefSeq and is a predicted model, not a curated record. The transcript is spliced from 5 exons. Bases 119 to 970 code for a protein of 283 amino acids. Lineage: Eukaryota; Fungi; Basidiomycota; Agaricomycetes; Polyporales; Fomitopsidaceae.